AUGAAUUCCACUAGACCACUUUAAGGUUAGCUCAGCCGAAAUUGAGGAGACUUUGCUGCAAUUCGUAUGCAGUUAGGGGCCGUCUGACUGAGCGGCGGCGUAUCAUACCACCACGGAAACUGGUUUUAAGCGUCAGUGGCCGAAGUCACCGACAACUUCGGAAUGAGAAUAGACUCAAUAUGUAGACGUAAAAGGCCACUGACAAAUCGGCAUCAUGUGACGACUUGGGAUGAGAGCAUGUUGAAUAUUCUCAAUGUUCCUUAAAUUUAAAACAGUUUCCUUGUGUUGGACGAACAAUUCGUGGAUUCUUUAAAAACAAGAUGCUUCCGUCGUCUUUCGUUGCUGUCAGUGUGUUGCUGCUCACGCUGCAAGCGAGCCACGCCGCCGCCGUCAGCAUGAAGGAACAUCUGGCUGAUUGUCUGCGGGACAAAGACUACGACGAGCUGCUGCAGACUGUGAAGACUGGCCUUCCGCACAUAAACACAUCUCAUCAUGUCGUUAUUGUUGGAGCUGGCAUGGCUGGACUGACGGCUGCGAAGCUACUGCAGGACGCAGGACACAGGGUCACCAUAUUAGAGGCUAAUGGUCAUGUUGGAGGACGAGUGGAGACCCACAGGAAUGAAGAAGAGGGCUGGUAUGCUGAACUGGGAGCCAUGAGGAUCCCAAGUCAUCACCACAUCGUUCUCUGGUUUGCUAAAAAGCUGAAGGUCAAGCUAAAUGACUUCAUCAUGGAUGACCCCAACACCUUUUACUAUGUCAAUGGAGUGCUGAAGAAAACACACACGGUCCAAUCAAACCCUGACGUUCUGAAGUACAACGUGUGGCCAAGUGAGAAAGGGAAGUCAGCCGACGAGCUGCUACAACGAGCUUUAAAGAAGGUAAAAAAUGAGGUGGAGGCACAUGGCUACUGGGUCGCACUGAAAAAGUAUGACCGUUAUUCUGUGAAGGAGUAUCUGAGAGAAGAAGGAGGUCUAAGUCCAGAGGCAGUGAGGAUGAUCGGAGACCUGCUUAAUGAACAGAGCCUUAUGUACACAGCGCUGAGUGAGAUGAUCUAUGACCAGACUGAUAUCAAUGAUGACACUCGGUACUCAGAAGUGACCGGUGGGUCGGACCUUUUCCCCAAAGCUUUUCUUAACGUCCUCAGUGACUGUGUGAUUCUCCUCAACUCCAAGGUCAAACGCAUCAGUCAGUCAGAUAAAGGUGUGAUUGUAUCGUACCAGAGAGACCAACAGUCGUCUUUUAUUGACCUUCCUGCCGACGUCGUCCUGGUAACGACCACAGCCAAGGCAGCUCUCUUCAUGGACUUUGAUCCACCUCUCUCCAACCCAAAGACGGAAGCACUGAGAGGGGUCCACUACGACAGCUCCACCAAAAUCAUCCUCACCUUCAGCAGGAAGUUUUGGGAAGAUGACGGCAUCCGAGGAGGAAAGAGCAUCACUGACGGACCCUCUCGUUACAUCUACUACCCCAGCCACAGUUUCCCGACCAAUGAGACCAUCGGCGUCCUCCUGGCCUCCUACACCUGGUCUGAUGACUCCCUCCUCUUCCUAGGUGCCAGUGAUGAAGACCUGAAAGAGCUGGCUCUGAGAGAUUUGGCAAAGAUCCACGGCGAGCACGUCAAGUCUCUCUGCACAGGGGUGGUGGUGAAGAGGUGGAGCGAUGAUCCUUACAGCCUGGGCGCCUUCGCUCUCUUCACACCUUACCAACAUUUAGAGUACUCUAAGGAGCUGUUCAGACACGAAGGCAGGGUGCACUUUGCUGGUGAACACACGGCCUUCCCUCACGCCUGGAUUGAAACAGCUAUGAAAUCUGCCAUCAGAGCUGCUGUGAAUAUCAACAAAGUCACACUCUUGGAUUCAAACUCAAUUAAAUAUCCAGAGCGAGACGAGUUCUAGGGUCUGAAGAAUCAAGUCUCAGCAGGAAACCAAAAAGUGCAACAUAUGUGGCUGAAGCCACAGAAAUGUGUUGUUGAAAUGCCACUUUGACAGAACACUAAUGAAUCAAACCUGUAUGUGCUAUAUGAAGUGUAUGUUGUUCAUAAUUACGUGUACAAAGGGAAGAAGAAAAAUAUUUAAUAAAGAAUAUUGAAAAGAAAUGUCUUCAUUCCAAUAUUUAAUUUGUCCUCCACCUGUUCAUUGUCUCCAGCUGCUAGUCCAGCCUCUGCUAGUUCACACUGCCAGGAUGCAACUGCUCAUAUUCAAACCUACGGACAAGUUAGAGUCAGCACUUGGUCUGCCCUGUAUAUCUUGAAGGAUACUGGAGCAUAUUGUUGAAGAUGGGUGUGAUCAUACAACCUGUCAUUAGAAAGCUGCGCUCCUCGUGGUUCCAUUGAUGCAGACCAUUUGAAGACACAACGACCACAGCAGGUUCAAUAAACACUUUUAAUGAACUUGAUGUUUCAGACGAGCUAAGUCCAGUGAAAUAUUCAGUCCCAACACAUUAGUGCAUCCAGAGAUAUCCACAAACUGCUGUUGCAUCAUCUCAGUGUUCAUAUUUCUCCACAUAUUGUCCAUCAUUUCUCCCGUCCUGCGUCUAUGUAUGCCGUCUGCUUGGUGUCAAAAUGAUGGCCGACCCCCUGACCUUUUGAUUGAUAUCUCACCACAGCCAAUAGGAGCUUCCGCACUGACAGUCUAGGCUUCAAUAGGCAGAGGAGCAGCCUCUCCAAAAGCAGAUCCUCCCCGCUGCCACUCCGUCUUGGAGUGUCAGUCCAGUUGUGGUCACCUUAAGGGCUGGAUGAAGCACUCUACGUCAAGGUGUAGUUUUGGGACAAACUUCCCUCUCUGCAGCGGAAAAGGAGCUGUUGUUGUGUUUGGUAACCAUGGAGAAAAGUAUAGUUACUCCUAUGUUAUGUUCUUUAUGUCUGUUUGAAUC
Molecule: messenger RNA, 2871 nt
Organism: Epinephelus moara (kelp grouper)
Lineage: Eukaryota; Metazoa; Chordata; Actinopteri; Perciformes; Serranidae
Product: L-amino-acid oxidase-like
Exons: 7
Coding region: 321-1895 (524 amino acids)
Biological process (GO): amino acid catabolic process
Molecular function (GO): polyamine oxidase activity; L-amino-acid oxidase activity
Source: RefSeq, a predicted model, not a curated record